Molecule: messenger RNA, 3333 nt
Organism: Aspergillus sclerotioniger CBS 115572
Lineage: Eukaryota; Fungi; Ascomycota; Eurotiomycetes; Eurotiales; Aspergillaceae
Product: peroxidase/cytochrome P450 family protein
Exons: 12
Coding region: 1-3333 (1110 amino acids)
Biological process (GO): response to oxidative stress
Molecular function (GO): heme binding; monooxygenase activity; peroxidase activity
Source: RefSeq, a predicted model, not a curated record
AUGUUGCGCAGAUUUUCAUCGACAUUCAAAAAGUCGUCGAAAGGCGACCGCGAUGCGAAGCCGAAUGGAGCCCAGGUAAAUGGGCAGAAGCGCCAGUCGAAAGUGCCGACAGCGCACGAAUCGUCCUCGGAUGAGAGUCGCAGCGAUCGCAGCGACAAGAGUGACGAUGGCCUGCCGGCAUUCGAAAAGUAUGCCCAGGUCUUGCACGCUUCCCGGCGCCCUUUGCCGAAUCAGACUGGCGAUGGAACCUAUCUUGAGCAUGAGCACUCGGGCAGUUUGUUCCAGGAUCUCCGGACUUUGGGUUUCAAGGAUGUUGGGACGCUGAAGGAUCUACUCAAGACGAAGGCCAAGGGAGAAUACGUGGAUGACAAGACCAUGCUUAUGGAACGCAUUAUUCAACUUGUCAGCAGCCUUCCAGGGAAUUCCAAGACCCGCGCCGACCUCACGAAUGCCUUUUUGGAUGAGCUAUGGGGUUCCUUGCCUCACCCACCUCUAUCAUACAUGGGAGAGGAGUAUGCCUACCGCUCGGCCGAUGGCUCCAACAACAACCCGACUCUUCCCUGGCUAGGUGCCGCCAACACCGCCUAUGCUCGCUCGAUCGCGCCUCUAACUAUCCAGCCCGGCGGAUUGCCGGAUGCCGGUCUCGUUUUCGACUGUCUGUUUGCGCGUGAGAAGUUCACCCCUCAUCCGAAUAAAGUCUCGAGUCUUUUCUUCGACUGGGCGUCUCUUGUCAUCCACGAUAUCUUCCAAACGGAUUACCGAAACCCUCAUGUCAAUAAAACAUCCGCCUACCUCGACCUCUCUAUUCUGUACGGUGAUAACCAGGAAGACCAGGACUUGGUCCGGACAUUCAAGGAUGGAAAGUUGAAGCCCGAUACUUUCUCGGAACAGCGACUCCAGGCUUUUCCGCCGGCGUGCUCCGUGUUGAUGGUUAUGCUAAGCAGAUUCCAUAAUUGGGUCGUGGAGGAGCUGGCAGCCAUUAACGAAAACGGCCGCUUCAAUAAACCCAAGGCUGGCCUCGGCGAGGAGAAAGCCAAGAAGGCUUGGGCAAAGUACGACAACGACCUUUUUCAGACCGGACGACUGGUCACAUGCGGCCUUUUUAUCAACAUCACUCUAUAUGAUUACCUACGCACCAUUGUCAAUCUGAACAGAAGCAACUCUACUUGGUGCUUGGAUCCCAGAGUGCAGAUGGAGGGCAGCAAGAGUACUCCGUCUGGUCUCGGUAACCAGUGCUCCGUGGAAUUCAACCUCGCAUAUCGCUGGCAUUCUGCUAUCAGCGCCAAUGAUGAGAAGUGGACUGAAGAGGUCUACGAAGAGCUGAUGGGGAAGCCUGCCGCGGAGGUCUCGAUGCAUGAGCUUCUCAUGGGGCUUGGAAAAUACGAGCAAAAUAUCCCGAAGGACCCUUCCAAACGCACGUUUGCCAAUCUUAAGCGCCAGGAGGAUGGAACGUUCAAGGAUGAGGAGCUUGUCAACAUCUUGCUCAAUGCCAUCGAGGAUGUUGCCAGCUCCUUCGGCGCACGAAAUGUGCCAAAGGUCUUGAAAUCCGUCGAGAUCCUGGGUAUUGAGCAGGGCCGCAGGUGGAAUGUGGGCUCCCUGAACGAAUUCCGCAAGUUCUUCGAUCUGAAGCCAUACGAAAAGUUCGAAGACAUCAACUCCGACCCAGAAGUCGCUGAUGCUCUUCGUCAUCUGUACGAGCAUCCCGAUUACGUGGAACUCUACCCUGGUAUUGUCGCUGAGGAAGCCAAGGAGCCCAUGAUCCCUGGUGUUGGCAUUGCUCCUACGUACACAAUCUCUCGUGCGGUUCUCUCUGAUGCCGUGGCUCUCGUCCGCGGAGAUCGAUACUAUACCAUCGACUACAACCCGCGAAAUCUGACAAACUGGGGAUACAAUGAGGUCCGCUAUGACCUCAGCAUCAAUCAGGGAUGUGUGUUCUACAAGCUCGCGCUGCGGGCCUUCCCUAAAUACUUCAAGUCUGAUUCCAUCUACGCACACUACCCGAUGACCAUCCCCAGCGAGAACAGGAACAUCAUGAAGGACCUCGGCCGCGAGUCCCACUACUCUUAUGACCGGCCUCGCUACACCGAGACUGCUCCGACCCUGUUGUCCUACCCCAAUGCCAAGCUAGUCCUGAAUAGCCAGAAAGACUUCCACGUGCUCUGGGGUGGACUUAGCUCGCUCUAUGCCGGAAAGGGAGGCAUUGACUUCUGGAGCAAGUCGUAUGACAAUGAUCAAUGGAGGAAGAACAUCAGAGACUUCUACGAAGAUGCUACCUUGAAGCUACUCGGCGAGAAGUCGUGCAAGCUUGCUGGAAUCAAGCAGGUUGACAUUACAAGGGAUGUCGGAAAUCUCGUGCCCGUGCACUUCGUCUCUAAAAUCUUCUCGUUGCCGCUGAAGACCAAGAGCAACCCCCGGGGAAUCUUCACUGAGCAUGAAAUGUUCAUGAUCAUGGCAGUGGCCUUCACUUCCACAUUCUUUGAUGUUGAUCCUACCAAGUCCUUCCCACUCCAGCAUGCGGCGCGCGCUGUCUCCCAAGAGCUGGGUCGUGUUGUGGAAGGCCACGUCAAGUCCAUCAACUCCCCUGGGUUCCUUCACAGUAUCAUCGAUAACUUCCGCGAUGAUCACAAUGCUCUGAAGGACUACGGCGAUCAGCUGAUCAAGCGCCUAUUGGAGAGCGGGCUGGGAGUUUCCGAAGUGACCUGGGGCCAGAUCCUACCAGCGGCAGUUGAGAUGGUCCACACCCAGGCUCAGAUGUUCACCCAGAUCAUCAAUUUCUACCUCACAGAGGGCAAGGCAUAUCUUCCGGAGAUCAACCGCCUGGCUAGGGAGGAAACUACGGAGGCUAAUGACAAGCUUGCCCGUUACUGCAUGGAGGCUGUGCGCCUGAAUGGUAACCUGGGCACCUACCGCGAGUCCCAGACCCACCUCACGGUGUCUGAUGAGAGCGGCCAAUACAGCAUCAAGCCAGGCGAGAAGGUGUUUGUCGGUUCGGAGAGAGCGAACCGUGACCCAAGGGCCUUCCCUUCACCCAACGAAGUGCGUCUUGACCGCCCUCUGGAGUCCUACCUGCACUUUGGCACUGGUCCUGAGAGUGGACUGGGUCAGGAUGCCACCUUGAUUGCGGUGACCGCCAUGGUGCGGAUUGUCGCUCGUCUGGAUAACCUCCGACCUGCUCCUGGGGGUCAGGGGCAAUUGAAGAAGAUUCCCCAGUCGGCUGGAUUCUCCGUAUACCUGCGGGAGGACCACGGCAGCUACUCCCCGUUCCCGACCACCUACAAAGUGCACUACAACGGCGAUGUGCCGGCCCCUAAGCGACAGGUCACGACUGUUUGA